Molecule: messenger RNA, 456 nt
Organism: Varanus komodoensis (Komodo dragon)
Lineage: Eukaryota; Metazoa; Chordata; Lepidosauria; Squamata; Varanidae
Gene: LMO3
Product: LIM domain only 3
Exons: 4
Coding region: 19-456 (145 amino acids)
Biological process (GO): positive regulation of transcription by RNA polymerase II
Cellular component (GO): nucleus
Molecular function (GO): DNA-binding transcription factor binding; transcription coactivator activity
Source: RefSeq, a predicted model, not a curated record
AAAGAGGACGGUAUACAAAUGCUCUCUGUCCAGCCAGACACCAAACCGAAAGGUUGUGCUGGCUGCAACCGUAAGAUCAAAGACAGGUAUCUGCUAAAGGCCCUGGACAAAUACUGGCAUGAGGACUGCCUGAAAUGUGCCUGCUGUGACUGUCGCCUGGGGGAGGUGGGCUCGACCUUGUACACCAAAGCCAACCUUAUCCUGUGUCGCAGGGACUACCUGAGGUUAUUUGGAGUUACAGGAAACUGUGCCGCCUGCAGCAAACUCAUUCCUGCUUUUGAAAUGGUGAUGAGGGCCAAGGACAAUGUUUAUCACCUGGACUGCUUUGCAUGUCAACUUUGUAAUCAGAGGUUUUGUGUGGGAGACAAAUUUUUCCUAAAGAACAACAUGAUUCUGUGCCAGACGGACUAUGAGGAAGGUUUAAUGAAAGAAGGUUAUGCACCCCAAGUUCGCUGA